Messenger RNA from Cajanus cajan (pigeon pea), 752 nucleotides. RefSeq names its product late embryogenesis abundant protein At5g17165. Lineage: Eukaryota; Viridiplantae; Streptophyta; Magnoliopsida; Fabales; Fabaceae. The record is from RefSeq and is a predicted model, not a curated record.
UCUCUUCCCAAUUCCCAUUAUAAAUACCCCCUGUCAAUUCUCCUUCCAAACCACACUCCAUUCUCUCUCUCUCCAACACACUACACACGCUCUGCGUUUUUCCCUUUCUCUCUCCUCGCUUUGUAUGGCCGCCAAUUCGAGUAGCCGAGGGAUCACCGCCUUGGGGAAGUGCGUCGCCAAACGGAUCUGGACCUCCAACUCUCCCUCUUCUCCUCUCACUCUCAGGGGGGGAGCAGCAGGAUACAGCAGCUCGGGGGUGUACGACAAGAACCCUGAUGAACAGAUCCACUCUGGACCGGUUCCAGACGAUGUGAUCCACGCAACCCAAUCCGGCAAAUACUGGGCCCCACACCCACAGACUGGGGUAUUUGGGCCUCCUGGUGACCAAGUGGGCUCUGCUCCUUCCACUUCCGCCAGCUUUCACUCUGAUGCUACUACUGGCUCUGUGCUCGAGGAGAAGGCCUGGUUUCGCCCCACCAGUCUCGAGGACUUGGAGAAGCCUCACUCCCUUCCAUAGUUUUACUUUUAGCUCAUAUCUAUGCGUGUAUAUUAUCUAAAUAAAGACACUAGUCAGAGUGCAAGAGUUGUGCUUCUCUGUACUGUACUUGGUGCUCAUCCAGCUUCUAAGUGUCCCUUGGACAUAGCUAGCUAGCUAGUCAUGAACAUGAACAUGAACAUGAACUACCUUAUGCAUGUAUGUUUCUUGUAUCUCUUUUCAUGCAACUUUAAUAUCAGACACAAUAUUAUGCUUA